Molecule: messenger RNA, 971 nt
Organism: Brassica rapa (field mustard)
Lineage: Eukaryota; Viridiplantae; Streptophyta; Magnoliopsida; Brassicales; Brassicaceae
Product: transcription factor bHLH35
Biological process (GO): regulation of DNA-templated transcription
Cellular component (GO): nucleus
Molecular function (GO): sequence-specific DNA binding; protein dimerization activity; DNA-binding transcription factor activity
Source: RefSeq, a predicted model, not a curated record
AAGAUAUCCGUCGGAAAAUGGACGAUAUCAACCAAGAAUUCAGUAAUUACUGGGAACCCAACUCCUUCCUCCAAAACGAAGAGUUUAAAUACGACAGCUGGCCGUUGGAGGAAGCUAUUUCCGGAUCAUAUGAUUCGAGUUCACCUGACGGUGCGGCUUCGUCUCCAGCUUCAAAGAAUAUUGUGUUGGAGAGAAACAGAAGGCAAAAGCUUAACCAGAGGCUCUUUGCUCUUCGUGCAGUUGUUCCUAAUAUCACUAAGAUGGAUAAAGCAUCAAUAAUCAAAGAUGCUAUAAGUUACAUACAAGGGUUACAAUAUGAAGAAACGAAGCUUGAAGCUGAGAUCAGAGAACUUGAAUCUACACCAAAGAGUAGCUUGAGUUUCGGUAAAGAUUUUGAUUGUGAUCUACUGGUUCCUGUCACAUCCAAGAGGAUGAAGCAGCUUGAUUCUGGCUCUUCCCGUUCUCUCAUAGAAGUUCUUGAAUUGAAGGUAACAUUCAUGGGAGAGAGAACAAUGGUGGUGAAUGUAACAUGUAAUAAGAGGACAGACACAAUGGUGAAACUGUGUGAAGUUUUUGAGUCAUUGAAUCUAAAAAUCAUCACUUCCAAUCUCAACUCUUUCUCCGGCAUGAUCUUCAACACUCUCUUCAUUGAGGCAGAUGAAGAAGAACAAGAUGUGUUGAGGUUGAAAAUAGAAUCAGGAAUAGGAGCUUAUAAUGGAGCUCAGAGCCCCACUUGGAGCAUGGAGUCUCUAUACUAAAAAGCUUGUAUUUUUUAUUCUCUCUUUACAAAGAAUAAAAUAGUAUGUUUUUUUUUUUUCUCCACCCUUCGUUUUGUUUUUCCAUCACGAAGACUUCUUUUGCGUUUAUGCAAUGUCUAUAAUAAUCGUACGCAUUAAAUUUUUAUUUAAUUUUGGGGGGAGGGGGUGGGGAAUGGUAUGUUCGUCUUAAAUAUAAAUCGAAAUUUAAAAGGA